Messenger RNA from Aspergillus terreus NIH2624, 450 nucleotides. RefSeq lists its product as uncharacterized. NCBI's taxonomy places the organism in Eukaryota, Fungi, Ascomycota, Eurotiomycetes, Eurotiales, Aspergillaceae. Gene Ontology annotation, biological process: transmembrane transport. Gene Ontology annotation, molecular function: transmembrane transporter activity. Bases 1 to 450 code for a protein of 149 amino acids. Gene Ontology annotation, cellular component: membrane. The transcript has 4 exons. The record is from RefSeq and is a predicted model, not a curated record.
AUGAUCAGGUGUCCGAUUCAAGUGGGUCUCAUGGUUGUCUAUGAUGGCGUAAAUCGUUGGGAGUUAUGCGCGCAUCCCGGCCGUACUACCAUACCGUCCGCUGCUGUUUGCCAUAUGCUGCCGGGUUACUACAUCCAUCCCCACAGCGGUCAAGAUUCCCUCGGGGUGCCUGUCCUUUACCUGGCGGACUUCUUCUCGACAAUUAUCACUCUCUUUUCAUCUUUGUCCGGUGUCACCAGUAUUGUGAUGCUGGCCUGCACCGUGUCCAACUUCUCAUGGCCGUGGGCUGUGGUGGGCAAGACCUAUGCGUCGGAGAUCAUCCCCGCGCGAUUGCGGGCCAAGGUCUGCGCCGUCGAGCUCCUCGCCAACUGGAUUGUAAACUUUUGUCGUAAUCUUUACGGCCCCGUUGUUCUUGCGCUCCUCGCCGAGUGGUCCAUAUUUCCUGUAUAG